CAGAGACUCAAUUGUUUUUGUCAGAGUCCCGUUUCAUUUUUCUCAGCGUCUCUUUUUCAUUUAUGUUUAUGCUUAAACCACCAUAGAGACAUUUCCACAGCCACCAUGGAAGCCCACGAUAAAGUCAUCUCAUCCAUAUCCUCCCGCGUCAAGCACUUCUAUCAGCAGCAAAAACCCUUUCGCAUCUACCACGGCGCCACAAACAGCACGCGUCGCUCCCAUCGCCGCUCAGACAAUACAAUCGAUACCAGCCAGCUCAACCAUGUCAUCUCCGUUGACGCCGCUGCCCAGACGGCCAUUGUAGAGCCCAAUGUGCCAAUGGAUCUUCUCGUGAGCGAGACGCUGCGCCAUGGACUGGUCGCGCCGGUAGUGAUGGAACUGCCGGGAAUCACAGUUGGAGGCGGCUUCUCGGGGACUUCGGGAGAGAGCAGCUCGUUUAGAUAUGGCGCGUUUGACGCGAACAUCAACUGGAUCGAGAUUGUGCUGCCAGACGGCGAAGUGGCGCGAGCGUCCAAGACGGAGCGGCAGGAUUUGUUCUGGGGCGCGGCAUCAGCAUUUGGGACGCUAGGAGUGGUGACACUACUGGAGGUGCAGCUGAAGGAGGCGAAGAAGUAUGUAAAGCUCGAGUACUCGCUUGCAUCCGGAGCGGCAGACAUGCUAGAAAAGGUAAAGGACGCAUGUGCAGUCAAAGAGAAUGACUAUGUGGAUGCCAUUGUGUUCUCGAUGGACACGACGGUUGUUUGCACAGGGAGAUUGGCGGAUGAAUUGCCGCAGGGGACGAAACCGAUUGGAUUUCUGGGUCGCAGCGAUCCCUGGUUCUAUACCCGGGCCAAAGAUGUUGUAAAGCAACUCAAUAAGCCCACGGCCAAGGGAGGAGAAGAGAAACAAACGACGGUGACGGAUUUUAUCCCCCUAGAGGAUUACCUCUUCCGAUACGACCGCGGCGGGUUCUGGACUGCCGUGUAUGCCUAUCAGUACUUCAUCACACCGUUCAACAGAAUUACCAGAUACAUCCUGGAUCCCUUCAUGCACGCCCGCGAGAUGUACCGCGCCGUCCACAAGAGUGGCCUUGCUGAUUACUACAUGGUUCAAGAUGUUGGUGUUCCAUACGACAAGGUCGUUGAGUUCCAAACAUGGCUGGACAAGGAGCUUCACAUCUACCCUCUCUGGAUCUGCCCGUUGCGCAUCCGUCGUGAUGAUCCAGAUUCAGGCCACGGCCUGCACUCGGAGUUUGCGAACCCAGACAUCCCCGACUUGAUGAACUUUGGUGUCUGGGGUGGCGUCAAGGGCACUCGUCGGGAGGUCAUCGAAAAGAACCGCGCACUAGAGCGGAAAGUGCAAGAGCUGAACGGAAAGAAAUGGCUGUAUGCACACGCAUACUACACAGAGGAGGAGUUUUGGGCGCAUUAUGACAGGCAGUCAUAUGAUGCGCUGAGAAAGAAGUACAAGGCUGAGUACCUGCCAAGCGUGUAUGACAAGGUCAAGGUCGAUGUGGAGGGCGAGGAGAGGGCGAGAAAUGCAACGUGGAAGACGAAAUGCAAGGCCGGCUUCUGGGAUCUUUGGCCGUUGGCGGGACUGAGAGGAUUUUAUAGUGCGGUGAAGGGGGGUGAUUAUUUGCUUCAGAAGAGUAAAGAGAAAAAGAGCGAGGCGACUGUUAGAGCUGAGACGGAGACGGCGGCGGAGACCAAGUGAUGAUAAACCUGUAUGUUUGUGAGAGGGUUGGGAUAUAAGAUACCCGAGAAGACCAGAGUAUAAGAGCAUAGACUGCUUUAGAAGACUCGGCUUACUAGAACUUGAAAUGCAUAUUUAUUAUUUUGUGUUG
Trichoderma virens Gv29-8 is the source of this 1822-nucleotide messenger RNA. RefSeq lists its product as uncharacterized. Gene Ontology annotation, molecular function: Delta24(24-1) sterol reductase activity; FAD binding. The record is from RefSeq and is a predicted model, not a curated record. The transcript has a single exon. Bases 106 to 1692 code for a protein of 528 amino acids. Gene Ontology annotation, biological process: steroid metabolic process. Lineage: Eukaryota; Fungi; Ascomycota; Sordariomycetes; Hypocreales; Hypocreaceae. Gene Ontology annotation, cellular component: membrane; cytoplasm.